AUGGAUAAGUUUCUCGUAUUUAAAUCUAUCAACCCUGGUGCACCUGCAACUGCACAGGCUUCAAAGCCAGCAGCUGUUGUUGCUCCUGUUGCUGCUACAAAGACAGCUACAAAGACAGACCAACCAAUAAAGAAAGCAGCUGCAGUUAAACCUACUGACAACAAAGAUAAGGAUAUCACUACAACACCACCUUCAUCUACCACUACAUCAACACCAUCAACAACAGUCGCUCCUCCAACUACACCAAAGAAAAAGAAGUCUGCUGGUGAUAAAAAGGAGGAGAAAAAGACAACUGCUACCGCCGCCACCACCAAGACACCAAGUAAAGAUGCAGCUGUAACAAAAGCACCAACAUCAACGGCAACAAAGACAGGAUCAACAGAUUCAAAGGAAGGUGAUGCACUUCACCAAACCUGUGUGACCAAUUUUUUCAAGCCAUUGUCUGGUGACGUACAAGUGCACAAGUAUCUUUUUGAAAAGGAGGCUGCUGAUCGUGCAGAAAGAGAAAGAAUUGAAAAGGAAAGACAAGAAAAGGAGGAGGAACUCUUACGUAUUAAAAAGGCAGAGGAUCGAAAGCGUAAGGCAGAACUCAAAAAGAAGAGAGACGAGGCAAGAAGACAACAGGAAGAAGAUGAUUGGGAAGAGUACCAACUCAUUCAAGAAAGAAGAACAAAGGGUGUGGAAAUUAUUCCAGGUCUUUAUCUUGGAUCGUUUGUGGCUGCCAAAAAUGAAGAAUGGCUUUUGGAGAAAAAUGUAAAGAGAAUUGUCAAUGCAACUUCAGAAGUUAAGUGUUAUUUCAAAGAAGAGUCUAAAAAAGAAGAGGAGGAGGAGGAGGAAGAAGAGGAAGAAGAAGAGGAGGAAGAAGAUGAAGAUAAAAAGGAAAAUGAAGAAGAAAAGACUGAAAAGAAAGAGGAAGAUAAUACCACAGAUAAAAAGGUGGAUGAAGAAAAGAACCAAGAUAAAACAAAAUUGGUAUCAACAUCAGAACCAACUCUAGUUGAUCAAGAUGUUAAAAUGGAAAUGGAACCAGUUAAGCCAGAUUUGGUAGUAGAGUCCAAACAAGAAGACAAAGAACCAAAGAAGAAUGUUGGACAAGAAGAAGAGAAGAAACAGGAAAAUGAAGAGCUUAACAAAGUUGUAGAAGACAAAAAGGAUGAAACUGACAAGAAAGAAGAUCAACCAGUUCAACCAAAAUUGGAGAUUGAAUAUUUUAGAAUUCCAAUUGCAGACAGUUCCAAAUCACCAAUUGAAAAUUUUUUCAACGAUGCUUGUGAUUUUAUUGAUGAAGUUUUAAAGGAAAGAGGAGAUGACAGUGUAGUGGAUGCACCAGUUGCCUCUGACCAACAAUCAUUAUUCAAGAGUGUUUUAGUACAUUGUAAACAAGGAAGAAGUAGAUCGCCAUCAGUUAUUAUGGCUUAUUUAAUUAGAAACAAGAAAUGGACAUUGGAAAAGGCUUGGACCCAUGUUUCAGCAACCGCUGACAAAUCUUUGACUGUCAAUGAUGGAUUCAAAAUGAAAUUGAUGGCAUAUGAAGUGUCGAUUCAUGGAUCACAAUCUUUGGACUUUUUCGCUUCAAAAACCAGAUCUGAAUCCUCUGUAUCAAACACUAGAUUCAUGAAAUCGUUAGAGAACCUCAAAUCUAGACGCGAAUCCAAACAACAACAAUUGGAACAAAUCUCAAAGAAUCCAUCCUACAUUAACGAAGAAUCAGAUCGUUUAAAUGAUUGCAUUGUCAACGAAGAAGAUGACGAUGAUGAAGGUGUAUCAAAGAAUUUGGAUGAACUCAAGAUUGUUAAAAAACGUAGACCAGCAUCCAAUCAAAUUGAUGAUUAA
Messenger RNA from Cavenderia fasciculata, 1833 nucleotides. Its product is annotated as putative protein tyrosine phosphatase. The coding region runs from base 1 to 1833 and encodes 610 amino acids. Gene Ontology annotation, cellular component: cytoplasm. Gene Ontology annotation, biological process: negative regulation of MAPK cascade; protein dephosphorylation. The transcript has a single exon. Gene Ontology annotation, molecular function: protein tyrosine/threonine phosphatase activity; MAP kinase tyrosine/serine/threonine phosphatase activity. The record is from RefSeq and is a predicted model, not a curated record. NCBI's taxonomy places the organism in Eukaryota, Evosea, Eumycetozoa, Acytosteliales, Cavenderiaceae.